AUGUCUUCUACGACCCAUAAUCCUAUAGUUCUUUUAAAGCGGAUUUUUUCUCUUAAGGAACAAUCCAGUAUGGUGCUGUGCACUGAUACUAUUGGCCAAAGUAGUGAAUAUCUGAUUGAAGAAUUCGUCUUCAACAUUAAGGAAAGCGAUAUACCAAUUGUGUACCUUGCAUUUGAGCAUUUGACAAAGCCUGCUUAUGCAUCACAGUUUAUUGAUUGUACAGGUUUGAACGUGAAGCAAAUUAUAGAUGUAUUUCAUAAGUUUUUACCGAAAUGCGAACAAGACCAGGCGGGGAAGAGAUGCCUUGUGAUUGUUGAUUCGAUUAACUAUAUUCCGAAAGAGUUGCUAAUUGAAUUUGUGUGUGCGAUUGCGUCUAACCAUGUGACCUUAGUUGUGACAUACCAUAAGUCGAUGCCAAGUUAUAGGGAUCCUUCUUUGCAGCAUUACCCAGGACCUUUGCAACUUCUUCAAUUCAUUGCCAACACAAUUUUAGAUACUGAACCGGCGUGUAAGAGCAUUGAUCAGGAAUAUCUGGAGUCAGAGUUACACAAAUUUGUGAUUCCUCGGAAUUUGAAUUCACAUGUGUAUAACUUGACUUUGAGGAAUCGUCGAAGAUCUGGAAGGACGUUGAGUUAUAGCUUUCAAAUCAACAACCAAACCCACGAUUAUAGGUUGCUAUCCGAUCAUAAGGACCAUGAAGAUGACUCUGAGGAUGUAUUACUACGAGUUAAUGGAUUAACAACUUUUAAUCUGGGUACAACAAAGAGGCAAAGGCUGGCAAAAGAGCAAGUUGACCUACCCUUUCUGGAGGCCCAAUCUUUCAACAGUGGUGGUGCUAUAGUCUACGAGUUUGAGAAAGACGAUGACUACGAUGAGGAAGAUCCCUACGAAGACCCUUUUUAG
Molecule: messenger RNA, 903 nt
Organism: Eremothecium cymbalariae DBVPG#7215
Lineage: Eukaryota; Fungi; Ascomycota; Saccharomycetes; Saccharomycetales; Saccharomycetaceae
Gene: IKI1
Product: Elongator subunit IKI1
Exons: 1
Coding region: 1-903 (300 amino acids)
Biological process (GO): tRNA wobble uridine modification
Cellular component (GO): elongator holoenzyme complex; cytosol; nucleus
Molecular function (GO): tRNA binding
Source: RefSeq, a predicted model, not a curated record